GACCGUAGGGCGGGCGUUUUCUCUCCGGUCCGGCGUCGGACUUUUGACGGUUGAGUCACAGGGGGUGGGGGGGACGACACAUUGGGUGUAUUUACAACAAAGAGAACCACAAAAAAGCUAGUCUGGAGUGAAAUGAAAGACUAAAAACGACGAGAUUAGCCAGAUUUCGAGAGUAAGUGGACGACGAGGCCACUAACACUUAAAAGUGAAGCCACAAAGGAAAUUCUUGGCCCAAAAAGGACAUGGCGGACGCCGAGCUGGACUUCCAGACGGGCGAUGCCGGGGCAUCGGCCACCUACCCAAUGCAGUGCUCGGCCUUGCGAAAGAACGGCCACGUGGUCCUCAAAGGCCGCCCUUGCAAGAUUAUGGAGAUGUCCACCUCCAAGACGGGCAAGCACGGCCACGCCAAGGUCCACCUGGUCGGCAUUGACAUCUUUUCCGGGAAGAAGUAUGAAGAUAUCUGUCCUUCCACCCACAACAUGGACGUCCCCAACAUUAAGCGGGUGGACUACCAACUGAUCGGGAUCCAAGAUGGCUACCUGUCACUGCUCCAGGACAGCGGGGAGGUGAGAGAGGACCUGAAGAUCCCGGAAGGCGAUUUGGGCAAAGAAAUAGAGAACAAAAACGAAGCCGGGGAAGAAAUCCUGGUAACUGUUCUCAAUGCAAUGGACGAGGAAGCCGCCAUUGGCAUUAAAGCUUUGGGGAAAUAGAGGCAGACAGGGGCUGCCACACCUUGGGUGGAAAAAAGGAGGGAAUGUUGCUAUCCUCCUUUAUUUUUAUUUUUGUUUUAUUUCAUAGCGUCCCUCUCUACUCAUUAGAGCUCGGGUUUAUAACACAUAUUGUAUAUCAUGAGCACUUGAGAUGUCCUCCGAGCAAUCGAGUUUUUAAUUUUAUCCGUUGUUUUAAAUUGCUAAAAGGAAAUGAGAACGUUAAACACUAAAGGAAGUAGAAUUUUAAGUUUGUUUUUUUGUUGUUGCCUCUUUGCAAUGUUUGUCUAAGUACGAGAUCCCCCAUUUCCUCCUGUAGUGUUGGAUGUGUUGGCGUAUUACUCCCUCGGAUGUCCUGAAUAAAUAUUGGAAAAACGUU
This is a messenger RNA of Corythoichthys intestinalis (scribbled pipefish), 1086 nucleotides long. RefSeq names its product eukaryotic translation initiation factor 5A-1. Lineage: Eukaryota; Metazoa; Chordata; Actinopteri; Syngnathiformes; Syngnathidae. The record is from RefSeq and is a predicted model, not a curated record. Bases 243 to 710 code for a protein of 155 amino acids. Gene Ontology annotation, molecular function: translation elongation factor activity; ribosome binding; RNA binding. The transcript is spliced from 6 exons. Gene Ontology annotation, biological process: positive regulation of translational termination; positive regulation of translational elongation; translational elongation.